Molecule: messenger RNA, 3630 nt
Organism: Aethalodelphis obliquidens (Pacific white-sided dolphin)
Lineage: Eukaryota; Metazoa; Chordata; Mammalia; Artiodactyla; Delphinidae
Gene: UBQLN4
Product: ubiquilin 4
Exons: 11
Coding region: 114-1919 (601 amino acids)
Biological process (GO): ubiquitin-dependent protein catabolic process
Cellular component (GO): cytosol
Molecular function (GO): polyubiquitin modification-dependent protein binding
Source: RefSeq, a predicted model, not a curated record
GGGGAGGGGAGAGGGGAGUGUUGGAGGCGCCGGAGCCGAGCCCGGACGGCCGGCCGGGCGGGGAGAAGGAGGAGCCGGGGCGGGCUGGCGGGCGGCCGGGUGGCGGCGGCGGCAUGGCGGAGCCGAGCGGGGCCGAGACGAGGCCCCCCAUUCGGGUCACCGUCAAGACCCCCAAGGACAAGGAGGAAAUUGUGAUCUGCGAUCGAGCCUCGGUCAAAGAGUUCAAAGAGGAAAUCUCCCGGAGAUUUAAGGCUCAGCAGGAUCAGCUGGUCCUGAUCUUCGCAGGCAAGAUCCUCAAGGAUGGGGACACACUGAACCAGCAUGGGAUCAAGGAUGGGCUCACUGUCCAUCUGGUCAUCAAGACCCCUCAGAAGGUUCAAGAUCCGGCUACUGCCACUGCUUCUUCCCCUUCCACUCCAGACCCAGCCUCAGCGCCCUCCACCACGCCUGCUUCACCCGCCACUUCUGCUCAGCCCUCCACUUCUGGCAGUGCCACUUCGGAUACUGGCAGUGGAAGCCGAAGGAGCAGUGGCGGGGGUACCUCCCCAGGGACUGGGGAGGGACCUCCCAGUGCCACUGCAUCCAUACUCUCUGGCUUUGGGGGCAUCCUGGGCCUGGGCAGCCUGGGCCUGGGCUCUGCCAACUUCAUGGAGCUGCAGCAGCAGAUGCAGAGGCAGCUGAUGUCCAAUCCUGAGAUGCUGUCACAGAUCAUGGAGAACCCCCUGGUCCAGGACAUGAUGUCUAACCCCGACCUGAUGCGCCACAUGAUCAUGGCCAACCCCCAGAUGCAGCAGCUGAUGGAGCGGAACCCCGAGAUCAGCCACAUGCUUAACAACCCUGAGCUCAUGAGGCAGACGAUGGAGCUUGCUCGGAAUCCAGCCAUGAUGCAGGAGAUGAUGCGGAACCAGGACCGGGCCCUAAGCAACCUGGAGAGCAUCCCUGGAGGGUAUAAUGCCCUCCGCCGCAUGUACACGGACAUCCAGGAGCCCAUGUUUAGCGCUGCCCGGGAACAGUUUGGCAACAAUCCCUUCUCUUCCCUGGCCGGGAACUCCGACAGCUCAUCCUCCCAGCCUCUGCGGACUGAGAAUCGAGAGCCCCUCCCUAACCCCUGGAGCCCCUCGCCCCCCACCUCCCAGGCCCCCGGGUCCGGUGGGGAGGGCACCGGAGGAUCGGGGACCAGCCAGGUGCACCCGACAGUCUCGAACCCCUUUGGGAUCAAUGCGGCUAGCCUGGGGUCAGGGAUGUUCAACAGCCCGGAAAUGCAGGCCCUCCUCCAGCAGAUCUCUGAGAACCCCCAGCUGAUGCAGAAUGUGAUCUCAGCCCCUUACAUGCGCAGCAUGAUGCAAACGCUUGCCCAGAACCCCGACUUUGCUGCUCAGAUGAUGGUGAACGUGCCGCUCUUCGCGGGGAACCCCCAGCUGCAGGAGCAGCUCCGCCUGCAGCUCCCAGUCUUCCUGCAGCAGAUGCAGAACCCGGAGUCACUCUCCAUUCUUACCAAUCCCCGAGCCAUGCAGGCGCUGCUGCAGAUCCAGCAGGGACUGCAGACCUUGCAGACCGAGGCCCCCGGACUGGUACCCAGCCUUGGCUCUUUUGGGAUGUCCCGGACCCCAGCCUCCUCUACAGGCAGCAACGCUGGGUCUGCGCCUGAGGCCCCCACCUCCUUGCCAGCCCCGCCAGCCACAUCCUCUCCAACAGGGGCCUCCAGUGCUCAGCAGCAGCUCAUGCAGCAGAUGAUCCAGCUUUUGGCUGGAAGUGGAAACUCACAGGUGCAGACGCCAGAAGUGAGAUUUCAGCAGCAGCUGGAGCAGCUCAACUCCAUGGGCUUCAUCAAUCGUGAGGCCAACCUGCAGGCCCUGAUCGCCACAGGAGGGGACAUCAACGCAGCUAUCGAGAGACUCCUGGGCUCUCAGCUGUCCUAAUCCCUCCGCCCAUGCCUCCUGCCUGUCCUGUCCCUUGAUGCCAGCGUUUGGUUCCGACCCUCUGCAGCUUGUCAUCCCUUCUGUCUUCUCCCUUGUCCUCUCCAGACGGCAGGGUGACUUUAGAGGCGUGGGCCCCAGCCCCGUAGCUCUGAGAAUUCCAGUUUUACUUCUGCACCUCUUGUAGAACCUUCUCUCCUGGUCCUGCUCUAGCAGAGCUAUUUAAACAGUUCUCACAGUUUUGUUGAUUGGCCCCUCCUCCUUGGCCCUCCCCGCCUUCACCUUUGCAACCUUCAGACUUCUCAGUGGCAGUGCAGAGCUGAAGGAGGAACCGACUCUCUGCUUUACUGGAACAGGGUCUUCCGUCUGUACCACUAGGGUUUUGAUUGUCUUAUGUUUACUUUUGGUAACUCUUCCUUCUUUCUCUCCCCCAUCCCUUCCCACCUCUAGCCUAACCAAUGCUAGACUUCCAUGCUCUGAAGGAGGGGCAGGUGAAACAGGCUGUGAUUUUCCUCCUCACCCCCUGUUCUGUUCACUUCACCCAGCACUUUUUCAUGGGGUCUGUUGGGACUUCCAGAGGAAGGAAGAUGCCUGUUCUCCCCGUCUGAAGGGAGAGGUGAGACACAGCCCUUUGGAGCACGAAUUAACAGGCCCUGGACCAGCCCAAUGAGGGGAGGAGGGAAUGAGAUUUUCUGGAGGAAGGCAAUCAGGGAAAGAGCCUGAGUAGAGGACUUGGAAGUUGGAACUGACAGUUAGGGAAUGGAAGAACUAAUAGUUCUUUUAGGCCGGAGAGUCCAGGCUCAGGCCUGGCAAAGGAGACUUAAGAGAUGUUAGCGGAAUUUGAGUGGAAGAAAAGGGCUCAAUGAAGCUAAACAAUACGGCUCACAAGGGGUUAUGUUGGUUCCGUUUCCGCAAACACACAUGCUUAUAUAUAUACACACACAUUUCCAUGAACCCAGGACCUGUCUGUGUCUCCAGGUACCAGUAAUUUAAGCUCCCCUCAAAAGACAUGAAGAGGAUUGGGGUCUGUCUUAGCAGUGGGUGUGUGUGGGGGUGGGUGGGUGCAUGCAUGCAUGCACACACACAUGUGCAUGUGAGUUGAGUGGGAGGGUGGAUCCCUUGUCGAUUUCUGGUUUAUUUAGAGUUUUCUCCCACCAGAGAAAAGUAGGCAAAAGGGCCAGUCUAGGUCAGGAAUAAAUACAGCCUGGAGAGCUAGAUCCCCUGGGCUUCUGGAUACUGGGUAAGCCAAGGGUAGUGUGGGUACCUCUUCUGAAGCUGUCAGGGCUGUGACCAGCACCCUUAUUACCCCUCCCCGCAUUGCUUCGGGAAAUAGUAGGGGAGGAGUCUUUCCCUCUAGAACCCCUGACCUUUGGCGUCUUAGCUCCUGCCCUUUGAGUUUUCACUGUUUCCCUCCAGGCCAGAAAGUUCUAUUUGAGGAAGGAAAGGAGAGGGCAGCAAUGAUGCCUUUGAUCUGGAAUUGGACAUUGCUCUAUUGGAGCACAGAGGAGGCUCGUAUCACCUCCUCUAUCUGCUACUUAGCCCAGCUGCUUGGAGGAUCCAUUGCUGGGAAUAUGGAGGCAAGAGGAACAGAAUUUUCUCCAAGUGGGAAAGGGUCUCAAGCAGUCCAGAGAGGAUGUCUGUGUGGCUUUCCCUCCCUACCUCCCCCAACUCCCACACUGGCCUUUGUAAAUAAAUGGUGUGGUCUUUGUUGUGA